GGAAUUGUGGGUAGCAUGAGUAUAUUUUGCCGAACGAAAACAAGAAGUAUGGUAAAGUCUGCGAAGAGCAGAAACCCGCAAACAUAAGUUUAUGGCUUACCCGAUCUUUGUUGAGUAUCCAGGUGUGGAACCAAAACUUCUACUGGAUCUUUAAUGUUUUCUUUAAAGUGAAACAAGUAUGGCUGAAACAGAAGUGCUGUUCUACAUAAUCAUUGUUAUUGUUAUUCUCAUUAAACUGAUGUUCUGGUGCUUAUAUCUUUGUCUGAAGAACAGAAGGAUCAGAAGACUACGACAGCGGCAGAAUGAAUCCGACAAUGUUAUGUCAGCAGACCCUACUUGCUAUGAGGAGGUGCCAGCUAUUCCACAACCUGCCUUUGUCUUCACUGGAUUGACACUCCCUUUGCCAAAUACUGUAUUGACAGAAUCACUUCCAGAAUACCAGGCAGAUGACCCUUUUAAAACUGACCAACCACCCCCAUCAUAUGGAGAUUCUUGUAAUUUAAGAGACCGGCUACCUCAGGAGUUGCAAUCUUUUGCAGAAAUACCACAAGCAUUUGCAGAUAUAGAUGCAACAGAUACCCAGAGACUUAUUGCUGAUAAUGAGUAAUCUGGGGAGAAUUAACUUUUCUGAAUUUUUUAUACAAACAGGUUUCCUACACUAGGGUUUCAAAGAAAUUAACUUGCACAUCAUUGAUAUUCAAAUGCUAUCAGAUAAAUUAGAAGCCACCUGUUGAGCCUCUUGCUUCCUGGAAAUUUUAUCCACUUCAGAAUCAUAUUAUUUCACUGAAAAAAGAUAUCUAAGCAAAAUAAGAAGUUUUUGUAUUUGCUAAACACUUUUAAAGUCCUGUUUUGUGUGCAUAUACCCAAAAGAAUUUUAAUUUUUAGCGUGCACUUUGUGUCAAAAUAAGAAGGGAGGGAAAUUUUGCAUAUUCAAUUGACCCUAUAUAAAUGAAUGUAAAGCAACAAACAUGUGGGAGAACCUGUAUCCACCAUUUGCUUAUCAGCAAUUUUUAAGUUACAUUAAAGCAGUCUCUGGAUAAUUCAAAAGCCAAUAUUUUAAAACCUUAUCUUCUUUUAUCUUUUUUAAUAAAAAAUGUAAUGUCCAGUAAAAUAAAAUGUAAUGUCAAGGUAGAUGACCGCACAUUGGGAGAAAAUGGUUAGUUGAAGGAUAAGUGAUUCAUUAUCCAAAUGAAAGCAAUGUUUGGUUUGUGCUAAAGCAAAAUUGUAAGCCUCCUGCUAAGUUAAUUGUGUGUAAAGUCACUUACUGAUGUAUCAAGAACAUUUCUUAUGCUUAGUGUUUUGUUCAUGUCUUAGAGGUUUUACCACUUGGAAACCCAAUCGUUUAAGGCUUUUUUAUCCAAUAUUAAAACUUUAAUCCUGAAUGGGAAAUUAAUUUUAGCCAGUAAUUUGUAUUUUUUUCAACACAUCAGCUAAAUUUAACAUUAUACAGAUUCAAACAGGUUAUAUUUUGCCAAAAACAUUAUAUAGUUAAAUUUAUGAUAUUCCUUAGUCCUGGAACUUGAUACCAGAAAAUAGGCUGGUUUGAUAUCUCUUUCAGUCUUGAGAAAUGAUGCCUUAUAACCCAAAAACUCUAUUUUUCAUGUAGAAAUUCUACUUCCCAAUUGAAAACAGUUUAAUUUAACUAUUGCCAAGUUAAUUGAUUGUUGCACCAGUGUUUAUAUAACCAUAUUAUUAAUAGAUUAUUAAUGUGUGUGAGAGAGUAAUCCUAUUCAAUUACUCACUCCCUCCUUGGUAAGUUUCAACUUUUCAAAAAGUAUUGUUUUAUUACCCAUCAGAAUAAAGAAGAAAAUGUGUAUUUUGCUGUAAAAAAAUGCAGUCUUAAAUUUUUUUGGUGCUCCUCCCUGGAAAGAAAUCCUUCUUGAUACUGGAUAAUUCAUAUUGGAUCUUUAUGUACAUAGAUAGAUUAGUUUGUUAGAUGCUUGUACUUACUUGAAAAGUGCUUAUUAUAAACAAUGUAUAGAUAUGAGAUAAUUUUGGUGAAA
Rhopilema esculentum is the source of this 2003-nucleotide messenger RNA. RefSeq lists its product as uncharacterized. Lineage: Eukaryota; Metazoa; Cnidaria; Scyphozoa; Rhizostomeae; Rhizostomatidae. The record is from RefSeq and is a predicted model, not a curated record.